AUGCUCAUGUCUUGAACCGCUGUAUCAAUGCAUUGCAUCGGAGGGGCAGGUUUCAAAACAGAAGCCAGGUAGACUGACGAAGGAGACGGGCCUGGUGAGGGGUGCCACUUGCGUACCUCUGUGAGCAAGACUGAGGACUGUAGCUGGACAACCAUGCUGCUGUUGGUGUGACUGCUGAUGUGUGAGGGGUCGGCAUGGCCCAUCCCUCGACCCACCGCCGUGGGGGCCUGCUGCUGCUCACUCUGGCCGUCGCGCUCUGCCAUGCAGCCGCAGACGAGCUGGCCGACGCUGCGCAGUCGGCCAGCGCGGCGCUGCCCGAGCUGCGCAUCCUCGACGAGCAGCACAUGCAGGUCAAUGGUAAGUACAUCGUGCGUGACCUGGGCUCCGACCUGGUGCUGACCUGCCUGCUGAACCAGAGUGGGCCGGCGCAGCCGCGCCGCCUGGCGCCCAAGAUCGUCUGGUACAUUCCGUCGCCUGCCAAGCACAGCAAGGACCGCAUCGUGGAGGAGCGGCUGGCCAACAGGGUGCGGCUGUCCGUGACAAACCUGAAGAGCCUGGACAGCGGCAACUUCUCAUGUGAGGCCCAGGUGGCUGACGAGCCGAUCCUGCUCAAGUCGUUCCACCUGCACGUGCGGCGAGUGACCUCUGACGGCUGCCCGGAGGGUCAGUUUCUAUGCCGCCAAGAGGGUAACUGCAUAUCGAAGAUUUUCGUCUGCGACGGUAUGCCGGACUGUGGAGACGGCCUGGACGAGGUGCUGGAGACGUGUGGAAAGCACGUGACCUGUGACGACACGGUGCGGCCGAGCGCCGGCGAGCUGCUCAAGUGUGCCGGGCGCUGCCGGCCGCGACACUACUGCUGCUUCCAGGGCAACUGUUCCACCGGGCACUACAUAAACGACAAUGAGCCGUGCUGCAAACACUACAAGGACUUCACUUCCUCCAAUCAGUAUAGACCGUUUGAACAUGACAAAGGAGUCUACGACCGAACCUACUUAGAAACAGCCAUCUACACGAUCAUAGGCUGUGCCGUCGCCUUCAUCCUCAUCGUGUCCAUCAUGAUCGUGGCCUUCUGCCGGGUGCACCUGCGCCAGUCGGCGCGGCUCUCGUCGUACUCGCACAUGCGCGCCGCGCGCGCCGCCGCCGCGCACCCGCCGCUGGCCGACUUGGACCACCUGAUCAUGGGCGGCGGUCACUUCCCGGCCUACUGCGGCGCCGUGCCCGGCCACAUGAUGGUCACAUACAACAUCAACAACGGCGUCCAGGUGAUGCCACUGAUCAGCCCUCCCAGCUACUCAGAAGCCGUGCGAGGAAGCCCAGCCGACCGGCCGAGCCCGGGGGCGGCGCCGGCGGGGACGGCGGCCGAGGCGGCAGCAACGCCGCCUCAGCACGCGGGCCCGCCGCCGCCGUACGCCUCGCGUGAGACGCUGGCCGAACAGGCGCCCACCUACGGCUCCGAGAACAACAACGGCGACAUCAAUGGCAACAGUGUGGCGGGCGCUGGCGCGAUUGUGGACCCGGUCCCGGUCGCUGUCCCGGUCCCGGUUCCGGUUCCGGUCCCGGUCCCGGUCCCGGACCCUGGUGCGGAUCCGGAUCCGAAGCCCGACGGCGAGCGGUGGUGAACGGUGUCGCAGCGGCCCGACGCCGCUCCCGGCCGGCGCCGCAGCCUGGUCGUGCCCUGUCGGUCCUGCUGGUCACGAGCGCCCCGCUGCCGCUGCGGUGCUGCGGCUGUCUUCCGCGUCCAAGGGACUCGUGCAGCGACGCAAACGCCAACUCUUCAGAACGAUUGCUCACGGGGCGCGUCGGUGGCUUGUACACUGUUGUAGGCAAUAACUGCUUAUGUUUCUAGCGGCAGCCAUUGUAAACGGUUCGGUUGGGCGCAUAUUGUCCAGUUAUGGAACUAGUGUAGUUGCUGUUGGCUACUGUAUCACAAUACUCUGCCGUCAGCGUAGCCUUGUAUAUUCCUAGUCCGACACUUUUCCCGUUAGUGAUGGGGGCUGCCGUUGCCAUAACGAGUGGAUGCUGUAAGCCGCGGAGUGCAGCCGACGUGAUAUUACAGCCGACGUUUGGCUCGCGUGACGCCCGAUCAGCCGGUGCCCUCGCGGAUCUCCUGUCACCUGGCAGGCACUGGAGGGGGGGGGGGGGGGAAGGGGGCGCAGCUUGAAACGGAUCUCGCCGGUCGCCGUCUCUGAUGCGGCCGGGGCCACGGACCAGCUGCGGAGGGGCGUGCGGGGCGCCGGCGACGAGACUGCGGCCCAGUCGGCGCGUGUGCGUGCGGCUCUUUCCCGCUCGUGUGUCCCAGCGGGCUCGGCCCCCUGCCGUGGGAGGAUCGUGUCUGUUUCGACACUCGGAGCAAUCCGCGGCACUCGCGUUCUCUCAUGUACUAACCCGGCACCGCUUGGGGUAUUCCACCACUAUCGGCCAGCUGGGGAGGGGUAACCCGCGGGACCUCGCGUGACAUUGGAUGGUGAUCUGGUGCGACAUCGUGUAGUGUGUUAACCCGUCCCGUAGACAGUCGCACCAAUCGGUGGAUGAGGUCGGAAGCGCCCAAAACGAGAAAGGAACUUGCAGGUUGUCCGUGCACAGGCAGAAAUCUCCGUGUCAGCAUUCACUGAUGACGCCAGGAUUAGUUGAUCUGACCAGCAUUUGCGAUUGCAUGUGAUACAUCAGUUAGCUUUCGAGAUACUGCAAGGGCGGUGGACAUGCUUAGCGCGUUUCGGAAGUUACUCCCGGAACGUGGCGGUUACUUCACCUCCAUCCCAGAUGCUCGCGAGUUACGAAGCGGAACCCGGGGGAUGCUAAGGCGUCGUGUUCGUGAAGCGAUGAGCCUCGUUUCCCAUGUAUCUUUACAGAGGUCCAUUCUUUGCGCGUGCAUUCUGCGUACGGCGCUCCGCAUAUCCACGCGCCACUCGAUCUUCCGGCGGUGCAUGCCCAGUGUUCUGCGUAGCUAGAGCUUGCCAAUGCCGGCCGUACGGCGGGGGAAGUCUGGCGCUCCGUCGUCCGCCCGACCGACUCAGUGCAGUACAAAGGCCGCGCCGUGUCCGCCGCCAGCGCGCCCGUCUGCCGGCCGUGUACUCGUGUCGUAAGGUUGUCAUGAAUAAUCAAACUGUCGUGUAAUGC
Messenger RNA from Pollicipes pollicipes, 3117 nucleotides. RefSeq names its product low-density lipoprotein receptor class A domain-containing protein 3. Lineage: Eukaryota; Metazoa; Arthropoda; Thecostraca; Pollicipedomorpha; Pollicipedidae. Gene Ontology annotation, molecular function: protein binding. The transcript is spliced from 9 exons. The record is from RefSeq and is a predicted model, not a curated record. Bases 195 to 1619 code for a protein of 474 amino acids.